UCCGCCCAAAACAAACCUGGCAAACUGGCAAACCUGAUGAAACAUGGAAGAAGCGUAGCAAUCCAUGAUGCAAGCGUGAUGCUCUCCAUCAAUAGCAUCAAACAAGAAAUAUAGCAAAAUGCAAGGAAACUUGUUUUUCAGGAAGGAAAUGUAAACAUAUUCAAUAAAAUUUAACAUGGCUUGUUGUUGCAACUCGAAAUCUCAAAAAUCAUCAGCAGCAUGCUUGGGGCGGUGUGGUCUGGCCAAGCACAGGUGCCUCGUGUACGAGGAAAUCCGGCAAGGCCCGAUACCGAGGGACAUGGGAUGGCUUUACACAGCGAGGGAUGGGCCUGAACAUCAGUUAAGAUGCGGUUGGCGACCUGGCCACAUAGCCUGUGACGCGUUACGCCGGAUGGAAGAACAAUGCUUUGGGUCUUGUGGAGCAGAAAAACCAUCCUGUCCCGAUUACUCAUGUGCUAAACCCAAACCGUCAUGUCCCGUGCCUUGCUACAGCAAGCCAAAGAGCUGUAAACCUUGCUGCCCCCCCAAAACCAAGAGUUGCAGACCACAAAGCCGGAAAAAAGGAGCCUCAACUAUCGUUCAGACAUGCCUUAACAACUUGACUGCCCCAACCGGAAACAACCCAGCACUGCCUUUGAUUAGAAUCAUAAGACAUAAUGGCCAGUACACUGUUUGCACAAAGCCUUCAGACAUCAGCAAUGCCCCAUCAGGUCCAUAUCCUCUGAAGUAUGUGUUGAAUACUGACGGUGAUGACUUUGACCCAGAGAAGCCGGUAAAAUUUAGUGUUGAAGCAAAGUUCAAUAAUUAUCAAUUUGAUGUCACUUGCUCCCAGACUUCUUUCGUUUUGGACUUCUCACCUCCAGGGCCUAAAUGUGAACCAGGGUGCCCUGAUGGUUGUGAUGAUGAAAGCUAUUAGUUACACAUCGAAACAUAUAAAUUAGCAUUGGUUACAGAGCCCAAAUACAGUAAUAUGCUAUAACUACAA
Molecule: messenger RNA, 985 nt
Organism: Plutella xylostella (diamondback moth)
Lineage: Eukaryota; Metazoa; Arthropoda; Insecta; Lepidoptera; Plutellidae
Source: RefSeq, a predicted model, not a curated record